UUGUCCCUCCAGGCAGAACUGCUGCUUCAUCUCACUCAUGGAUUAACCUGGUGCUUCUUUUUAUGAACAAACAGCUCACUCUACAAUGAAUGUGCUAGAGCUUGUGAAGAUUUUUGCGCUAAUUUUGAUGCUGUCAUGUCCAAUCAAAUGCCAAAACAGGAGGAAAGAUCAUAGAGACAGCCAGGUCAUCACAUACAAGGCCAAACCCUUGGUCUGCCCAGUGGAAAUCAUGUUCAUAGUGGACAGUACAGAGAAUGCCCAACCUGUGCUGUUUGAGCAGCAGAAGACGUUCAUCCUGCGCUUCAGCACCAAGCUCAUGCAGCUUCAGCCUGCAGGCUGGCGUCUGCGCCUGCGCCUCGCUGCCCUGCAGUACAGCAGCAAAGUAUCAGUAGAGCAUAACUUCAGAGACUGGCAGGACAUGGACGUCUUCCAGAGUCGGGUGGCCUCAAUGACUUUCAUUGGCCAUGGGUCAUACUCUGCCUAUGCCAUCACCAAUGCCACCAAGGUAUUCAGGCAGGAGACAUCCCCCAGUGGUCUCAAGGUGGCGCUGCUCAUGACGGACGGAAGAGACCACCCUCGCAGCCCCAGUGCCAUCACAGCAGCUGCAGAGGCCAAACAGCACAACAUCAGGGUGUUCACCAUCAGGCUGUCUGCACAGCCCAACCCAGAUACCAUGGGAACACAGCUACGAUCCAUUGCCAGUGCCCCCCCACAGCAGCAUGUGCUCAGUCUCUCUGACAGCCAGCUUGAUGAAAAACUCUUCAGUGAAAUAAACACAGUUGUUACAACAGGGUGCCCACAGCCAAAGAACUGUAGGUGUGAGAAGGGGGAGAGGGGUCGCCCUGGCAGUCUGGUAAGUAUGCUGUGAUUGGCAUGUAUCA
Messenger RNA from Poecilia latipinna (sailfin molly), 881 nucleotides. Its product is annotated as collagen alpha-1(XXVIII) chain. Lineage: Eukaryota; Metazoa; Chordata; Actinopteri; Cyprinodontiformes; Poeciliidae. The record is from RefSeq and is a predicted model, not a curated record. The transcript is spliced from 5 exons. Bases 86 to 868 code for a protein of 260 amino acids.